AUGAGGGCCAUUGAUGGAUCUUUAUUGAACCGUUCCCCGAGCCAACAGUGCUCACAAACACGCAGAGAUUUCCAGCCAUGGUGGACAGUGGAUUUGAGCGCAACAUUCAUUGUGUCCUCAGUGGCGAUCACAAAUCGAGGCGACUGUUGCAAAGAGAGGAUCAAUGGUGCAGAGAUUCGGAUUGGGAACUCACCAGAGCUUGGUGGGACACUGAAUCCCAGAUGUGCUACAGUUGAGUCCAUGGAGCUUGGGCAAACACUCUCAUUUGACUGUCAUGGAAUGCAAGGGCGUUAUGUGACUGUGACCAUCCCAAGGCGAGCUGAGUACCUGACUCUGUGUGAAGUGCAGGUGUUUGGUCUGCCAUUGAUUUUCCCUGGUGAAACACUCCGAGCACAAAAGACAACAACAGGAGUCCCAAAUGUAGCACCACAUGGUAUUGCCUCCCAGUCCAGCAUAUAUAUGUACUCCUAUAAGGCUCAGAAUGCUAACGAUGGCUCUUUAUCUGCCGACGUUUUGGUGGGACAGUGUACCCACACACGUAAAGAGUGGUCACCCUGGUGGAGGCUGGAUUUGAAAUCAGAGCAUAAAAUCUUCUCUGUUGCACUAACAAACCGAGGAGACUGUUGCAAGAGUCGGAUAAACAGUGCUGAGAUCCGGAUUGGGAACUCUAACAAACAAGGUGGAAUAAAGAAUCCAAGAUGUGGGACAGUUUUCCGCAUGGAUUAUGAGGAAACCCUCUCAUUUGACUGUGAAGGAAUGCAAGGGCGGUAUGUGACAGUGACCAUUCCCGGGCGAGCUGAAUACCUCAGUCUGUGUGAAGUGCAGGUCUUUGGUCUGCCCGUGAGUCCUUUAACUUCCACCACAGACUCCCCUUUGCCCUCAAAGGGGAGAAAAGGCUCACGUCUCCUUGGCAAAGCCUUUAUUUUCCCAGAAGAAACAGACACUAGCUAUGUUGUCCUGUCUCCAGCACAGCCCUUGAGUCUUGGAGCAUUCACACUUUGCAUGAAAGUGGCCUCAGAGUUACCGCCCAAUCGGGAAAUCAUUCUUUUCUCCUACCGCACCAAGUACUAUGACGAACUCAAUGUGUGGCAAGAGUUUAAUGGCACCUUUAGUUUGUACCUGAGUGGUCCUGGAGUGCACUUCACCCUCCCCAAACUCAACACCUUUGGGAGUCACAUGUGUGUGACCUGGGAAUCCAAAUCUGGUCUCACAGCCUUUUGGGUAAAUGGUAAAAGGAGUUUAAGAAAAGUGCUGAGACCAGGGCAUAGGAUCCAACCACAGGGCAUUGUCAUGUUGGGGCAAGAUCCGGACACAUUCUGGGGCAGCUUUGAGAAGGCCCAAAGCUUUGUGGGAGAAAUAAGUGACCUUUAUAUGUGGGACCAUGUCUUAUCACCCUCCAUUAUCCAGAAUGUUUACCUGGACCACUCAUUUCCCAAGGGAAAUAUUUUUGAUUGGAAAUCAUUAUCAUAUAAGUGUACGGGAAAUGUGAUUGUGCCAUCCAAACUGUAA
Emys orbicularis (European pond turtle) is the source of this 1509-nucleotide messenger RNA. Its product is annotated as pentraxin fusion protein-like. Bases 1 to 1509 code for a protein of 502 amino acids. Lineage: Eukaryota; Metazoa; Chordata; Testudines; Emydidae. The transcript has 7 exons. The record is from RefSeq and is a predicted model, not a curated record.